Molecule: messenger RNA, 1236 nt
Organism: Euleptes europaea (tarantolino)
Lineage: Eukaryota; Metazoa; Chordata; Lepidosauria; Squamata; Sphaerodactylidae
Product: vomeronasal type-2 receptor 26-like
Exons: 5
Coding region: 1-1236 (411 amino acids)
Biological process (GO): G protein-coupled receptor signaling pathway
Cellular component (GO): membrane
Molecular function (GO): G protein-coupled receptor activity
Source: RefSeq, a predicted model, not a curated record
AUGGGUCUGGCCAAGAAUGGAAAGUUUAAUCUAAUGGAUCUGUACCAUGCUUUAGACAGACAGAAGCCUCCCCUCUCUGUGUGCAAUGACAAGUGCUACCACGGCUACAGCAGAAAAAUGAAGGAGGGAGAGAAAUUCUGCUGUUAUGAUUGUGCUCCAUGUCCACAAGGGAAGAUGUCGAACCAAGAAGCGGUGGUGCUUGCCAUCUUCAUCAAGUACAAAGAUACUCCCAUAGUCAAAGCCAACAACCGGAGCCUCACUUAUAUUCUUCUUGUCUCACUCUUCCUCUGCUUCCUCUGCUCUUUGCUCUUCAUCGGACAGCCUAACACAUUGACUUGCCUGCUCCGACAAACAGCUUUUGGCAUCAUCUUCUCCAUUGCUGUAUCUUCUCUAUUGGCAAAAACCAUAAUAGUUGUGGUGGCCUUCAUGGCCUCCAAGCCAGGCAACCUUUUCCAGAAGUGGGUGGGGAAAAGGUUGGCACAUUCUAUUGUCAUUUUCUGCUCCUCGAUUCAAAUAAUCCUUUGUGCUCUUUGGUUGGCUGUUUCUCCUCCUUUCCCAGAUUUGGACAUGCACUCACUGACUGCAGAAAUUAUAAUGCAGUGUAAUGAAGGGUCAAUCAGUCUCUUUUAUUGUGUUUUGGGCUAUAUGGGUUUCCUGGCCAUUGUCUGCUUCACUGUAGCUUUCCUGGCCAGAAAGUUGCCUGACAGUUUUAAUGAAGCCAAGUUCAUCACUUUCAGCAUGUUGGUCUUCUGCAGUGUUUGGCUUUCCUUCCUGCCAACUUACUUGAGCACAAAAGGGAAAGACAUGGUGAUUGUGGAGAUCUUCUCCAUCUUGGCCUCCAGUGCAGGGUUAUUAGGCUGCAUCUUUUUGCCCAAAUGCUACAUUCUGAUAGUAAGGCCUGAGAUGAACAACAGAGAUGUGUUUUCCCCCAACUUCAACUGCAGCAUCCCGAAAAAUGUGGUAGGAAUCAUUGGAGGACUGAACUCUGAAACAUCCUCAUACAUGGCAGAUGUCUUAAGUCUUUACAAGAUCCCACAGAGGGAAAGGAAUGAAUUCCUAAGAGGAAAAGAUAAGCCCCAGCUGUUUCCAGCCGCCCUGGCCGUUCCCCGAGCGAAGGAAUUCUUAUGCAAACAGGAGGAGACGGAGGAACGGGAGAGAGUGGCCGAGAGGAUACUAAAGGAGGCUUUUGCUGAUUUGGAUGACCGAUUUUAUGACCUGCCAAAAGGACUGAGAUGA